GGAGGUAUGUCUGCGCGCCACCGCCGGGGCUGCAGCGGUCCACGCGAGAUGGCCUCCAGUAACCCACGUGCCAGGUAGCAUUCUAUGCCAAUCUUGAAUGUCAACAGGAAGUCGCUGGACAGUGAACUCGACCAAGAUCAUAAUUGGGCAAUUGGAGUAACUUGGAAAAGGAGAAAAAAGAAUGGAAACCAUGACAAAAGUAAAUAGAGCUCGGUCCACCUCCCCGCCAGAUGGAGGUUGGGGCUGGAUGAUUGUGGCCGGCUGCUUCCUUGUCACCAUCUGUACCCGGGCAGUAACCAGAUGUAUUUCAAUUUUUUUUGUGGAGUUCCAGACAUACUUCACUCAGGAUUAUGCACAAACAGCAUGGAUCCAUUCCAUUGUGGACUGUGUGACCAUGCUCUGUGCUCCACUUGGGAGUGUUGUCAGUAACCAUUUAUCCUGUCAAGUGGGAAUCAUGCUGGGUGGCUUGCUUGCAUCUACUGGUCUCAUCCUGGGCUCCUUUGCCACCAGUCUGAAGCAUCUCUACCUCACUCUGGGAGUUCUUACAGGUCUUGGAUUUGCACUUUGUUACUCUCCAGCUAUCGCCAUGGUUGGCAAGUAUUUCAGCAGACGGAAAGCCCUUGCUUACGGGAUCGCCAUGUCGGGCAGUGGCAUCGGAACCUUCAUCCUGGCUCCUGCGGUUCAGCUCCUCAUUGAACAGUUUUCCUGGCGGGGGGCGUUACUCAUUCUUGGGGGCUUCGUCUUGAACCUCUGUGUUUGCGGUGCCUUGAUGCGGCCCAUCACUCUUCGAGAGGACCGGACAGCUCCAGAGCAGAACCAUGUCUGUCGACCUCAGAAACAAGACUGGAAGCCGGCGUCUCCCUGCUCCCCGGGGGCUGCAGGACCAGGGCAGACCUGCCGCUGCUGCUCCUUGCAGCAGGAGUACAGUUUCUUACUGCUGUCGGACUUCGCCGUGUUCGCCGUCUCCGUCCUGUUCAUGGCUUACGGCUGCAGCCCUCUCUUUGUGUACCUGGUGCCUUAUGCGCUGAGCGUGGGAGUGAGUCACCAGCAGGCUGCCUUCCUCAUGUCCACGCUUGGGGUGAUCGACAUCAUUGGCAAUGUCACAUUUGGAUGGCUAACCAACAGAAGGUGUCUGAAGAAUUACCAGUAUGUUUGCUACCUCUUUGCCGUGGGACUAGACGGGCUCUGCUAUCUCUGCCUCCCAAUGCUUCAAAGCCUCCCCCUGCUCGUGCCUUUCUCCUGUACCUUUGGCUACUUUGAUGGUGCCUAUGUGACACUGAUCCCAGUAGUGACUGCGGAAAUAGUGGGGACCGCCUCUUUGUCGUCAGCCCUCGGCGUGGUGUACUUUCUUCAUGCAGUGCCCUACUUGGUGAGCCCACCCAUAGCAGGGUGGCUGGUAGAUACGACGGGCAGCUACACAGCAGCAUUUCUUCUCUGUGGAUUCUCAAUGAUAUUUAGUUCUGUGUUGCUUGGCUUUGCUAGACUUGUAAAGAAGAAGAAAAACCCCCAGCUGCAGUUCCUUGCCAAAGAAUCCGAUCCCAAGCUGCAGCUCUGGACCAAUGGAUCCGUGGCUUAUUCUGUAGCAAGUGAAUUCGAUCAGAAAGACGGAGAAUCUGUGGCUAUUGCUGUGCCUGGUUACAACCCCACAUGACCAGUGGCCUUGAACCUGGAAUCUGCAGGGCAGGGGAGGUGGGACCACUGGAUUGUACCUGUUCCUAAAGCAUUUUAUUUUGGCAGGAGCAUUGCCUUCCAAGGAAAUUAUUAUUAUUGUUUUAUUGAUAUAUUUAUAGGGGGAAAUAGUGAAUAACAAAGCAAGCUGAACUGGCUCAGAGUUUCCUCAUUUGGAAUUUGUGCUCAUAAUUAAACUCACAUCAUUCAGGCAGUGAGCAUCACUCAGUGGAGAAUGUUAGACCAUUGCUGAUAUGAUUAGCUGUAAUUAGGGGUAAUUUCAAGGCAUGAUCAAAGCAGAUGACACUGGGCAGCAGCUCUGUCUUAAACUCUUUGCUCCUCCACCUCCUCUCUUCACUUAGAAGGUAAAUGGAAACACUGACAUGUAGGUUUGCUUACUUGAUGCUAUUUGGAGGAGGGGGUCAGCUUAGAUGUGGUAGUGGAAGGUGAAGAUGCCAGAGUUUUUUCACAGUGGAGCUUCUCAUUAGGGUUUUAAACAGG
This is a messenger RNA of Molossus molossus (Pallas's mastiff bat), 2169 nucleotides long. It is a transcript of the gene SLC16A12, whose product is annotated as solute carrier family 16 member 12. Gene Ontology annotation, biological process: transmembrane transport; monocarboxylic acid transport. The transcript is spliced from 7 exons. Gene Ontology annotation, molecular function: monocarboxylic acid transmembrane transporter activity. The record is from RefSeq and is a predicted model, not a curated record. Lineage: Eukaryota; Metazoa; Chordata; Mammalia; Chiroptera; Molossidae.